Molecule: messenger RNA, 2664 nt
Organism: Odocoileus virginianus texanus
Lineage: Eukaryota; Metazoa; Chordata; Mammalia; Artiodactyla; Cervidae
Gene: TMEM130
Product: transmembrane protein 130
Cellular component (GO): plasma membrane
Source: RefSeq, a predicted model, not a curated record
GCGCCGCGCCCGCACCUCCCCGCACCGCCCUCGCCGCGCGCCCCACGGGAGGCCGCCGCCGCAGUCGAGUCCAGCCGCGUCCCCUCGGCGCUCCAGCGGCUCCCGGCGCCGCCAUGGCCCCGGCGCUCUGGCCGCGCCUUGGCCGCAUCCUCUGGCUAGCCUGCCUCCUGCCCUUGGCCCCGGCUAGGGUGGCCGCAGGCCUGUAUGAACUUCAGCUCACCACCGAUGGCCCUGCCACCACGGGCGCAGAGGUGACCAUCACGGCCAGCCUGGUGGCCGAUGACAACGGCAGCCUGGCCCUGCCCGCCAGCACCAGCCUCUACCGCUUCCACUGGAUCCACACCCCACUGCUGCUCACGGGGAAGGCGGACGAGGCUUUCAGCUCCACCAUCCGUGUCGUGGGGAGCGUGCCCGGGGACUUCCCAGUCUCCGUCUGGGUCACUGCCGCCGACUGUGGGAUGUGCCAGCCUGUGGCCAGGAGCCUCCUCGUCCUCCCCAUCACCGAGUUCCUCGUGGGGAGCCUUGUGGUCUCCCAGAACACCUCCCUGCCCUGGCCCAGCUCCUACCUCACCAAGACAGGCCUCAGAGUCGCCUUCCUCCUCCACGACCCGAGCAACUUCUUCAAGAACGCCUCGUUCCUCUACAGCUGGGACUUCGGAGACGGCACCCAGAUGGUGACCAGAGAUGGUACCGUCUAUUAUAACUAUUCCAUCAUCGGCUCCUUCACCGUGAAGGUCAAGGUGGUGGCAGGGUGGGAGCAGGUCACAUCGGACGCCGGGAGGGGCAUUCUGCAGAAGACGGGUGACUUCUCCGCCUCGCUGAAGCUGCAGGAAACCCUUCGAGGCAUCCAAGUUUUGGGGCCCACCCUAAUUCAGACCUUCCAAAAGAUGGUAGUGACGUUGAACUUCCUGGGGAGCCCCCCUCUGAAUGUGUGCUGGCGUCUUAAGCCUGAGUGCCUCCCGCUGGAGGAAGGGGAGUGCCUCCCGGUGGCAGUGGACAGCACCGCUUACAACCUGACCCACAUCUUCCGGGAUCCCGGGGACUACUGCUUCAGCAUCCAGGCUGAGAACGUCAUCAGCAAGACGCACCAGUACCACAAGAUCCAGGUGUGGCCCUCCAGCAUCCAGCCGGCUGUCUUUGCUUUCCCGUGUGCCACGCUCAUCACCAUGAUGCUGGCCUUCAUCAUGUACAUGACCCUGAGGAAUGCUACUCACCAGAAGGACAUGGUGGAGGUGGCUGAUUUUGACUUUUCCCCCAUGUCUGACAAGAACCCGGAGCCGCCCACUGGGGUCAGGUGCUGCUGCCAGAUGUGCUGUGGGCCCUUCUUACUGGAGACGCCAUCUGAGUACCUGGAGGUCGUCCGCGAGAACCACGGACUGCUGCCGCCCCUCUACAAGUCUGUCAAAACUUACACGGUCUGAGCGCCACCCACCCCCAAACCCAGUUUCAGUGUUAACUGACUGCUGCCCGGGAAUUUGGGACAGUGUCGGGGGCAGACUGGUGCACGCCAUGAGUGCAGGGCCAUCCACCCUGACUGGUCAUCCAUCUGUACAGUCUAGAUGCCUCCACAAGCCCGACUCAGUCCCACCUCCCAGCCAUUCCAUCCAUCUAUACGGUCGGAAGCCUCUCUCGGUCAGCCCCGCCCCACCCCUUGCCUUUGAGGAGGCCCCCAAGCGGGGCUCCAGCACUGGACGUGGUCCCUGUUCUCUCCUAGGAGUGCCCGCUGCCCCCCACCGAUUCCUCCCCUAUUUGGCAUAUUCGCCUUCCAUCUGGGGUUCACACUUUCCUCCCCCAGGUGGCCCUGCCCAGGUCAGAGAGCUAGGAGAAAGCUCACAGAUGGUUAAUUCAAGGCUACAUCACGUAAGGUCUUACAUACAGGGAUAAGCGUGCACGACGUCACCCAGAUGUUUCAGAUGACUUCCUCUCUCUCAGUGAGUUGGUUGCUGAGAUGUCCCAUUGAUCAGAACUAAAAGGAAACCUGACCUUCCCCACGUGGCCCCGACAGCUCCGGGGCCUGGCUCCUCCCUUUGUGUCCUGUCCCAGGGGCUCCUGGGUCCCCUUCUAAGGACACCCUGUUCCCCAUCUGCUUGCUGGGGUUCGGGUGGGGGGGCAGGGCUAAUGCUUUGUGAGUGUGAAGUGCUUCGUAGACAGCACUUUGUUUUAUUGAGCCUGUUUCAACUUGUAUCGAGAAAGAGGCUUUGCGGCAAAAGAAAGAGUCAGGCCAGGGGGGGAUCUUGGGUACCCUGUGUGAGGGACAGAGUUCUCGCCCCUUUAACUGCUCCCAGGGUGGCCUUGAGAGGGAAGAGGAUGGACAGAGUUCUCGCCCCUUUAACUGCUCCCAGGGUGGCCUUGAGAGGGAAGAGGACUGGAUGGAGCCCAGGGUGGGGGACCAGUCCACCCCUCUCCCUUUGGCCCAGCAGCCGGGGGGAGGCAGGUCAUGUGCAGAGAGCGUGAGUACAGAGGGACCCAUCCAACCAUGUAGGAGUGGGGAGCAACCCGGGCCUGUCUGGGGAGGGAGCAGGGCCACGGAGGCCGAGCUCUGUCACCGUAAUUGUUUGCUCUCAGACUUUGUGCUGAAGACAGCAUCCCCACUGUUGUACAGCUCAUACUCAUAAAUACUGCCGUUACUGCUGAAUAAAGCUUGUAUGCUCCGACAAUAGCCAA